AACUGGGUUUGAGGUUUUUGUCCGUUUUGAUCUGGUUUUGUUUUGAAUUGGUCUCAUUCGAGCAGAAAGUUGUUUUAUUUUUAUAUGUGAAACUCACAGUAAUGUCUCACCUAGAUCCCUCAACCUGACUGACUUCAAUACUGAUGAACAGACUGGUCACCAUGCAGUUCCUGGGCCGUAUUUUGGACACUGUGAGCUCUGUGUCGAGCCUGUUCUCCAACCCAUACCGCGUGAGGGACGUCCAGCUCUCUGACUAUAAUGGCAAAAUAUUACACCAGCAGGAGGGUAGACUCGCCCUGUACAGAAACCAGCAGAGCCAGUCAUGGGACUGCCUGCUACUGUGUCCUGAAUCUCCAUCUGUGGCCCUGAGGAUGUUCCAGGUGGCCUCCGAGGAGGACGCAAUGAACUGGUUUCCUCAAUAUGCCCUGAAGCUCCGCCCAUUUUACGAGAUGCUCCGCCCGCCGCUGAAACCCGAGAUGCUGCAGCCAAUAGUGGACUGCGUGCGGAAUCACCCUGAUUGGAGCUCGGCUCACAUUGCCGUGGACACCGGACUGAGAGACUGCCUCAAACACAACUACAUCCUCAGUCAGAUGAACUCUCGUGACGCUCAGGGUCAAACCCCGCUGCAUCUGGCCUGUGAGAGAGGAGACGUGGGCUGUGUGCGAGAGCUCCUGGAAGAAUGUCAGGCCCGCACAGACGUCAAGGAUAAGAACGGAGAGACGCCAAUGCACUGCGCUGCCAAACAAGACUCCGCCCUCAUCAUAGAGGUGUUGUGUGCACAGUUGUGCGCGGGUGUGAACGAGCUGAACGCCGCCGGUGAAACACCGAUGCACAUCGCGUGUCGUCUUGGGAGGGUGGAGGUGGUCAAGGGUCUGCUGGGAGGCGGAGCCCGAUGUGACAUCAUGGGAAAUAAUGGCUUUCCAAUCCACACCGCCAUGAAGUUUAGUGAGAAGAGUUGUGCUGAAGCCAUUUUAUCUUCAAGCCCAAAUCAGCUUCUGGCAGAGGAUCCGGUUUAUGGCGGGACACCUCUUCACUGGGCCAAAACUGCAGAGAUGAGCCGUCUUCUGCUGGACAGAGGAUGCAACGUCAACUACUUGAGCAAGACUGGAGAAAGUCCUUUACACAUCCUGACCAAGAGAGGGCGCUUUGAGGCCGCAAUGACCCUGCUGACACACGGAGCUGAUGCUAAUAUUAGGGGUCAGGAUGGUAACACUGCCCUGCAUCUUGCUAUGAAGCUGGACAACAUGGACCUAAUCAAAGCCCUGAUGGUGUUUGGAGCUGAUGUGGAGGUUCAUAACGAUGUUGGAGAAACACCAGGCCUCAUCGCUGCCAGAACCAGCAAGGGCUCCAACCGUAAGGUGCUGUUGAACAUGCUGUGUAGUGUAGGUGUCGAACGCUGCCAUCCUCCAUCCCUCAACAGCCCUACUCACAGUCUCAGAAAAGCUCCGCCCCCUGGCAUAGGGUUCGAUGACAUCAUGCAAGUGGCAGUAGCUGUAACGGCCAUGAGUCGUGGAUUCGUAGAGGCUGAUGGGCUCAAAACAGGAAACAAAAUGGACAGACUGUUGUGUCUUGAUGGUGGAGGAAUAAAGGGCCUGGUUCUCAUCCAGUUGUUGAUAGCUCUGGAGAAAGAGGCAGGACGUCCUAUAAGGGAACUCUUUGACUGGGUGUCUGGAACCAGUACUGGUGGCAUACUAGCCCUUGCGAUUGUCCAUGGAAAAUCAAUGGAGUAUCUGCGCUGUCUGUACUUCAGGAUGAAGGAACAGGUGUUCAAAGGUUCUCGGCCAUAUGAGUCUGGACCUUUGGAGGAAUUUCUGAAGAAUGAGUUUGGAGAAAAUACCAAGAUGACUGAUGUCACACACCCAAGAGUAAUGGUGACUAGCGUUCUUGCAGACAGACACCCUGGAGAACUGCAUCUGUUUCGCAAUUACGACCCGCCGGCCCUUCAGAGAGACCCUCCAUACAAGUCUACGGCCACAUUCCAGCCUCUUACUGUGCCACAAGGGUGGGAGGAUGAAGAUCUUUUGCUAGUAGGAUAUACUCGACCUCCCAGAAAGCGUAGGAAGGUGACUGAUGAAGAGCAAUUAGUUUGGCGUGCUGCUCGCUCCAGUGGAGCUGCUCCCACGUAUUUUCGACCAAUGGGCCGUUUUCUGGAUGGAGGGCUGUUGGCUAAUAACCCAACGCUAGAUGCCAUGACAGAAAUACACCAGUUCAACAAAGCCCUGAAGGCACAGGGUCGUGAUGAAGAUGUAACCCGGUUAGGGGUGGUGGUCUCACUGGGCACCGGUAAACCUCCUCAGGUGGCGGUGAACUCGGUGGACGUUUUUAGGCCUUCCAAUCCAAUAGAGCUGGCCAAGACCUUUGUUGGAGUCAAAGAACUGGGCAAGAUGCUUGUGGAUUGUUGUACAGACUCAGAUGGUUGUGCAGUGGACCGGGCCCGAGCGUGGUGUGAGAUGGCUGAUAUAAACUAUCACAGGUUGAGUCCUCAGCUGUCGCAGGAAGUGAUGCUGGAUGAGGUCAGCGACGCUGUGUUAGUUGACAUGCUGUGGGAGACUCAAAUGUACCUCUACGAGCACAGAGAUGUCAUACAAACCCUCUGCCAGCAGCUCCUGCAGCUCUGACAUCAGCCAUGAAGGUCUAAUAAGCAGGAAUCUAACACAAACACCGAUUCUGUUUACACUCAGUGCGUCUACGUUGUUUUUGUGGCGUUUCAUUAAUUUUAAAGCAGAAUAUUUAUGAAAGAAGAGAAUUAUGACACUUUUUUCCUAAUAUGAUUUGUAUGUCCGAUUCUGAAUUGGACCAAGGUUAAUGUUUGACACGUGAAGGAUUCAGAGCGUCAUCUUAUAUGAACUACCACAAUACAUACAUUUAAAUAUUGCAUUACAUUUUAUUACAUAAUUUAGCAUAUAUUGGCAUAUAUUUUAUGCUAAAUUUCUCUAAUAAUACGUUCAAUGUCUGCCAUUAGCUUUAAUCAGGGUGACGUGUUCAUAAAAUAUGUUUUUACUCAUUAUUUGUCAGCCUACACAUCACUUUUGUUCAUUUUAUCUGACAUUUAUUGAUAAACUGACCUGGAAAUUGCGAUUGUAACCACUGUGAUUUGCAUAAUAAUAAGAAAUUGCUUGCGUUUAUCAUUAAUUAUGCAAAUAUUUGAACAUUUUCUUGAUGACAUCUCUGUCUGCUAUUUCUAUGUCUUUUGAUGUCAAUUUGAAGCAAAAACCUUGCUUUUUUCUGUCAUGAAUGAAAGAUAAACAAAAAAGGUAACUUUGUGUUAUUUUUAAUCUCACAAAUUAGACGAUUCUUCUCAAAAUUACAACAAAAUUAAAUAAAAAAAAAGUAAAUUAUUAGUAUUAUUAAAAUUAAGAAUUAAGCGACUACCUAUAAGCUUGGAACUGCAAAAUAAAUGUUGGAUUUUAUGAAUAGAGUAAGAUGUUUAGGACCCAGAUUUUAUAGAUAUAAUAUCAGAAUUGUGAGAUUAAAAUAUUAGGAUUCAAAUGUUUUGAUUUAUUCAUUAAUCUUUUUUUAAUUUUUUCGUUGUAGCCUUGCAUACUUGAAUAUUUUAAUACUGCAGCUGUAGCAUGUAUAUGAAAGUUACUCAGAUAUUAUAGAAUAUACUGAUGUUUUUAACAACAUGUAUCUGGUCUAACUUGAAUACCUCUUUUAUUGCUCAUUAGCCUUGCUGUAUUUUUGUUUGGUUUAUUGACUAACAUAUUUAUCAUUUAUUUGUCUACAAAAAUAUCUUCUCACGUGGUAAUAACUUGACACUGGAAGUUUUUCUGAGACCAAAGUAAGCAUUUAUUCACUUUAUUCCUAUAAUGACCUGCUGUUGUGGCACUGAUUUGAAAGUGAUGUAAAUCCUGAAAUAUUAUUAAUUAUAAUAAUAAAAAAAGAUGAUUAUUGAAA
Molecule: messenger RNA, 3897 nt
Organism: Danio rerio (zebrafish)
Lineage: Eukaryota; Metazoa; Chordata; Actinopteri; Cypriniformes; Danionidae
Source: RefSeq, a predicted model, not a curated record